This is a messenger RNA of Folsomia candida, 4857 nucleotides long. RefSeq lists its product as uncharacterized. The record is from RefSeq and is a predicted model, not a curated record. The transcript is spliced from 10 exons. The coding region runs from base 2285 to 3328 and encodes 347 amino acids. NCBI's taxonomy places the organism in Eukaryota, Metazoa, Arthropoda, Collembola, Entomobryomorpha, Isotomidae. Gene Ontology annotation, cellular component: extracellular region.
UUUGUCUUAAAACCACAGGAGGAACAGGUUUACUUUUGACUUCUGCAUAUCAAAAAGUCCUUGUUGUCGUCAUUGUAUCAACUUUUUACAUUUCUUUCCAAUGUGUGUAAUUCUUUGCAAGAAGUUUGUGAACGCAUUGCUGUACAUGAGACAAAAAAUUGUAUGCAAUGUACAUAUUACAUUAAUAAUUACUCAACAAAUUUACACUUGUUUAUAGGUACCGAUUAUGUAUGCAUGCAUGUAGUAAUUUGGGAUUUCACUAAUUCGCAUAAAUAGGAAAAUAUGCCUCAAUCUUCCAGCAUUUUCUUGAUAACCUUCAGAUAGAUAGGAUAAAGUGAUAGAAUUUUUGUUUACAAGACUCCUUUUGUACUUACUUAUACAUACAUAUGGUCCACAAUAAUGUCGGCUUCGAGAAUUCACUUUAUAAUUAUUUGCAUGACACUUUGCCCCGUGUCUUAUGCAGCAUCAAAAAUUAGGGAAAAUACUGUGAGAAAAUUUUUCAUAAGACUUCAACCCGAACUUGACGUUAUCGAUAUCGACUCCUUCGUGAAGAAGGACCAUGUGCUAAAGUUUCAAUUGAAGUGCUUGUUAAACAACGACACUUUUUGUGAUCCCGUGGGACGAUGGCUGGCACCUAGACUUCCAUUCAUCCUUCUCGACAAAAAAUGUCCAAAAUGCACGAUAAUUCAAGAAUCCAAAAUAGCUGAUGCAUUGAAUUACGUUCGUAUUAGCAAGCCAGAGAUUUUCCAAGCUUUGUGGAACAGGUACAUACAAGAAGACGAGGACGACGAUGUGAAACAACAACAGGAGAAGCCACUUGACACAAAAUUGGACAAAAACGCCGAGGUCAAAAAGAAUGAGACAAUUAAAAAUACUUAAUACUAAAUAUGAAGGCAGUCCGCUCUGUUGGCUAAAACUGCACGAUCAUAACUUCAUCUCAUCAUCUAAAGGGAAUCGUUGGAUAGUGUUAUAUCAAAGUAUAAUUCAUUUAGCUAAAUAAUAAACUAUGCGCAAUUGAUCUUCCAUUAUUUUUAGUUUGAAUAAUAGACAAGUCGUAUUACGUUUAGAAAAUUCGAGGUAAAAUAAUUACGAGGAAAACUCGACAUGUUACUUAUGGGUACAUAUAAAUGAGACAUCGUUCUGUCAGUAUUAUUAUGCACAAAGAUUUAACUUUUAUGUAAAAUGAAAUAAAAAUAUUUCCUGAUAUCUAAUUGACGUCACUUACUUGGUUUUUUACUUCGAAUUCAUAGCUGAGCUACAUAUUUAUAUUCAUCUCAACUCAAUGUUGUUACUGAAAUUCCCGAAACCACAAACUUGAAUGACCGCAAAAUUAGGCAGUUAUAAAUAGAUCGUUCAACAAGGAUUCGUCCCAUUGAAGAAUGUCAUGAAUUACGUGUUGUUGUGUUUAGACUAGGUUAAGUUUUGAGGUAAUCAAAUAAAGUACAGAUAUUUAUGAAAUCAUAGAAAUCGAAAUCUACUGAGAAAAAACACUCCUCAAUUUCUUGGUAAAUAUCAAGGUCCUGAAUUUUACUUAUAUUAGUAAUCCGCAUGCAUAAUGUUAAAUUGAACAUUUAUUCACUUAAUGGGAGAGAAAGAGUAUAGACCAGGAAUUGAGACCAGCAGGAAACAGACCAACUAAUAAAAUACCUACUUUGAAAUUAUUUCAAUAAUGGGACGCAAUAAUAAUAUCAGUACUAACGUUAUACGAGUUAUUCCUAUCGUAUGGGUACUAUUUCUCGGAGUAUUAGUCGACGGAAACUAUAUUACUCUCUACGAGCAUGAAUAUCUGCAAGGCGAAUCUCAUCCCAUAAUCUCUCCCGGCGACUGUGUAAAUGUUCCACAUCAUUUCAACGACAAGGCAUCUUCUGUAAACACCCACAACAGUUGCAUGACCGUUUAUGAGCAUCGAGAUUGCAAAGGUCAACAUUUCAACAUGCGACCGGGGUCCCCAUCUCACGGAAAUUUGGGAAAUUUAAAAUUUAAUGACAAAAUAAGUUCGGUACGAGUAUGUUAGAUAUACAAUUGCGCUCAUGUAUAAUAUAUAAUUUAUAAGGCGUGCCAUAUUUUGACGAAAUAAAUGCUUAUGUACAUAUGCAAGAGAGUUGAAUAUAAUAUGAGUACUAUAAUAAGGGUACUUGCCGAAACUGUAAAUUAAGGCAAUAAAUACGUAAAUAACGGAUUAUUUAAGAAGCUCAUGAAACGGGAAAUUUAGCACUUUUUGGGUAGAACUUUUACAUAUUUUCACUAGCAGACUCUAAAGGAUCCUGUAAGAACAUCACACAAAAUGAGUACAAAACGAAGAACACCGAGUAUUUCGCAAUUACGAAUUUGUGCAAACCCAUACUUAUUUGUAUCAGGAAUCAGUUUAGUAUCUUGGAUUGCAGUAAUUUUUAUUCCUACGCACACCAUGACUAAAUCAAUAAGUAACGAUUUAAAUUCUACGAUCAUCCAGAUUAUUGUCACAUCACAUUCAUUUUCACACAAAGCUAAUGACGAUUCCACAAAAGAUGAAAUGGUGACCCACAUCAACUGUUACCGAGCCUGUCAUUCUGCCCCUGCGUUGACACGAGAUGCGCAGAUUGAAUCGAGCCAAACUGAUGGUUACGCCCAACAGUUGGGAGCAUCAGGAAGUCUCCAACACUCACAGUCAAAGUACGGCGAAAAUUUGUAUGCCGGACCACGUCCGUCCGACGCCGUUGACAUGUGGUACUUUGAAUGUAAUGGAAAUUACAACUAUGGAAGCAACAGUAAUUCAAUGUCAUGUGGCCACUUUACACAACUUGUUUGGAAGGGAUCUCUCAGAAUUGGACUUGGUAUUGCAAAAAUGGCUCAAUACGGGUUUGUUGUAGUUGCCAAUUUCGAUCCUCCUGGAAAUUAUUUAGGGAAUUUUGCGAACAAUGUAGCAAAGCCUGAUUCUGCAUGUGUGUCGUCUUGUAAGUCAAGUGGAGGAGGGAGUUCAGGGAUGGGAAAUGGUGGGGCGUCGAACGGUGGGGGGAACAAUGACACAAAUAACGGUGGUAUGGGUGGAAGUGGAGGCAACGAUGGCGACAACAGCUCCUCUGGAAGUUGGGGUGGGUCUCACCACAAUUCCACAAACAAUGACAAUAAUGGGAUGGAUGAUGACGGCUGGACCUGGUGGGGAUCCGGUUCUGGUGGAAAUAAUAAUAAUAAUGGAUCAACAAAUGGCAACAAUCAUCAGAACUCGACAAACUGGUGGGGAAAUGGUAACAAUAAUGAUGGCGGAACUAAUUGUGGUCACAACGACAACUGUUCUUGGGGGAAUGAUUGGUUGGGAAAUGGAAAUUGGGAAGAAGACCAAGAAUCAUAAUUAUAUUACUACCUAAAUUGUAACAAGUUACUUUUCAACCAAAAGCAUGAAAAUGUUAGAAUAAAUAUGAAACCCUUUCGUGUAUACGUAAAUACGUCCUUAUUUGUUUAAUGACUAUUUCUGAAUCUGACUGAACUGAAGGGUAAACACUGGUAAUCUAUAUUGACUGAGGAGUUACUGAUAAGGUGUAAAUAUACAUAUGUAAGUUCUCCAGUGCUUCAUUUUCUGCAGUGGUCAAAACACACUGUCACGACUGAUUUUAACUAUUGUACGAUUGUACUUUUCAAGGUGUAUCAACAAGAAAUAUAAAAUGUUUGGCUUUACAAUAAAUCAUAAUUUCUAAGACAAGUUGAAUUUUAUUGAAGUUAAUGUAAACUAUUUUAAUUAAUUGGAUUUUAAUUUGCGAUCAAGAAUGGCUUGGAGUGAAACUAUCCAAACGUGGAUGAGAGUAAUGUGCUCGGUUUUAGGAUUGUCAUUCAUUGUGUGUUCUAUCCUUCUCAUCUACGUCGGAGCUUUGGUGGACAAUGCAGUUUUCCAGUAUGGAACGUUCAUUAUAUCGGAAGAUUUUUCAAACUCGUCUCGUGCAGCAAUUCUCAUAGGUGUGUUCAUGCUUGGAAUCCUUUGGCUGCAAAUCACUGGAGCCAUUCGGGAGUGGGCUUUUCUUAUGUUUCUGAACUCUGCCUUGUUGGGAUACCUGAUGGUGCUUGGUGUCGUGCUAAUGCACUCCAUUCAAAACGAUGAACAACGCCUAAACUCACAAUUGUACUACGGCCUCUUAAGCUCUUUAAAACGCUAUGGAGAAAAUUCAGAGAUGGGUGCAGCAUUUAGGAUAGGAUGGAGUCAUGUUCAGCGAUCGAAAAAUUGUUGUGGGACAAAUAACUACACAGACUGGGAGGACGUGCGCAUGAUAACCUAUGACCCACAAGUCCCCAUUUCCUGCUGCAAGCAUAAAAUUUCAUUUUGUUCGGAUAAUGUCACAUUUUUCAAUUCAACUGAAGAUUCUGAAUUCAUUCAUACUCAGGGGUGCUAUUCUGAAGUAAGACAAGACAUUCCCCUUGAUCGUCUUCUGCUAGUGAUAUUUCCGUUUGAAGUCAUUGGAAUUUUAUCAGUCAUAAUGUCAGCCUACCUUUCUUGGAAAUGGAGGGGAAGAGGAAGGGAAAAUAGAAUGCGCAUUAUACGAAAUCCAACUGGUCAUCAAAAUUUGAUCGAAGAAGACUCAACUUCACAAAAUUAAUUCGCAAAUAAUUAUGCGUUGGGAUAUGUUAAAAAAUCCAAAAAGAGAUUUAUGAAUAUGUAAUAGCACUGUUUCUCGAGUUGUGCUUAUACUAUUCUCCUAUUUGAGAAGAUCUACCAAUAUUACUCAAUCUCCAUUAAGUCUAUACCUCGAUUUUAUAUGAAAUAUGUACAUAUUUACCUCCUCGCCCAACACGAAUAUGACGACAGAAGAGUUUCAUUUGUUAAUUUUCAUCAUGUGAUAUUUUUAUUUACAUUUUUAUGGGCUUUGAAAAAUAUAUUACUUACUACACAUA